AUGUUCUGCUGCGGCACUAGUGGAGCUGCGGCUGCUGGUGAGGCGUCAUCCCCGGAAUGUUCAAAGGGUAAACAUUAUGUUUGGAGAGGUAAGAAAGAUGAAGAAACAGUGAGUUCUCUCCGUGUUCCCAGUCUUUUGAAAGUGGGGAGUGAUGUGUUUGCCGCUGCCGAGGCGCAUUGCAAGGACGGUACUAAUAAAGAUUUUACUGGGAUUGCCUCGGAGCUUCUGAAGUGGACUGAUGAAAAAGCAAGCAAGGAGUUGGACACAACUGAAUUGAAGACACAAGUGCUGGAGGAAUGUCCGUCCGAACAAGGCGAAUGCUCCUGCCGUAUAGCGGACCAGGCUGGCACCAAAAGCGGCACGAGAAUACAUGUGAGUAAGCCAACAACAGUUGUGCAGGGAAGUGAUAUUUACAUGCUUGUUGGAAAUUACAGUUUUGAAGGUGCCUCUGAUGAUCAGGCAGGUGGCUGGGGACUCAUGCUGGUGAAAGGGAACGUCAGUAAUAAGGAAGGAGAAAAUAACGGAAUUUACUGGAAUGACACUUACGCUAUCCCGUGGAGUUAUAAAGUCAAACAACACGAAUCUUUGAUGCGGCUGAUUGGCAGCGGUGGAUCGGGUGUUAAGAUGGAGGACGGUACGCUUGUGUUCCCGCUGGAAGGGACGAGAAAGAAGAGGAACCAGGGUGAUGGCAACGAAAAGGAUGGAAAGGCUGUCUCGCUGAUCCUACACUCGAAGGAUGCUAAGACUUGGAAGCUGCCGAAGGGGAUGUCUGCCGAUGGCUGCGGUGUUCCCUCCGUCGUGGAGUGGGAGAAGGACAAACUCAUGAUGAUGACUGCGUGUGAUGGUGGCCGCCGCAGGGUGUACGAGUCCGGUGACAAGGGGGAGUCGUGGACGGAGGCACUCGGGACACUCUCGCGCGUGUGGGGCAACACAAAGGGUGAAAAGGCUGAACUCGUUGGGAGCGGGUUCACCACAGCGACGAUUGAUAAGAAAAAAGUGAUGCUCGUAACUCUGCCGGUGUAUUCUAAAGAGAAAGAGAAAGAAGAAAAAGAAAAGGGCAGUCUCCAUCUUUGGCUGACGGACAACACGCACAUUGUCGAUAUUGGGCCGGUAUCCGAUGAUGACGUUGCCGCCAGCUCCCUGCUGUACAAAAGUGGUGAAAGUGGAAAUGAUAAUAAUAAUGGGGAGGAGUUGAUUGCACUGUACGAGAAGAAGAAGAGCGGUGAUGAGGACGCAUCACUCGGUAUGGCUUCUGUGCUUCUGACUGCGCAGCUGGAGAAGGUGAAGGAGGUGCUGAAAACGUGGAAGAAUGUGGACGAACGUGUCUCCCAGCUGUGCACCUCUGAGAAGGUUACCUCAAGUGAAACUGCCUGCAGUGCUGAUAUUAAGAUCACGGAUGGGCUGGUUGGCUUUUUGUCCGGCAACUUCUCUGAGAACACAUGGAAGGACGAGUACCUCGGGGUGAACGCCACAGUACAUAAAGGAACGGAGGUAACAGAGGCAACCGGGGCAACAAAGACUUCCGAUGGUGUGACAUUCCAGGGAGCGUGGGCGGAGUGGCCUGUUGGCAGUCAAGGGCAGAAUCAGCUGUACCACUUCGCGAACUACAACUUCACUCUUGUGGCGACGGUGUCCAUCGACGGUGAGCCGAAGGGAAAUACCCCCAUUCCUUUGUUGGGUGUGCGUGCGGGCAGUAACGGGGGAAAAAAACUUUUUGGACUGUCGUACAACGGCGGAGAUAAGUGGCAAUUGCUGUGCGGUGACGAAACAAACAAGGAAAUCAGCAGCACAUGGAAGCGAGGGACAAAACACCAAGUGGCCAUUGUGCUACGGAACGGCAGCGAUGUCUCCGCGUACGUCGAUGGUAAACGUCUGGGGAAGGAUGCGCAAUGUGAAUUGAAAAAUACAGAUUCAGAAGGGAUAUCGCACUUCUACAUUGGAGGGGAUGGUGGCAGUGCAGACAACACAAGAAGCCGUGAAGUGGUGUCUGUGACGGUGACGAACGUCCUGCUGUACAACCGCCCGCUGACUUUUUCAGGUGGGAAUGCCGAGGUGGAAGAAGUUACCGAUUCACCAUCAGCGGAUCAGGAACCAUCAGCGGAGCCUGCUUCUCCAUUUGUGGCAAGGAAUCAGAAUGCGGCGCCUCCUGCAACGAUACCUCCUGAAGCUCCGGUGGGGCAAACGACCUUGCAGCAGCCUCAACACGAAGGCAAAGGGCAAAAUGCAACGGCGGAGGAAUCUGCCACUACACAAGAAGUUCCGGCGAAUACAUCGCAGGGAAGUGUAGAGAAGGCGGCGGCUUCGAACUCUCAUGCCGCUGGAGAAGCAAGAUAUGAUGCCGGCAUUAUGCGUGGUAGCGUACUGCCGCCAUCGCUGCUCCUUCUGUUGGGACUGUGGGGGUUUGCAGCUCUGUGA
Molecule: messenger RNA, 2415 nt
Organism: Trypanosoma cruzi
Lineage: Eukaryota; Euglenozoa; Kinetoplastea; Trypanosomatida; Trypanosomatidae
Product: trans-sialidase, putative
Exons: 1
Coding region: 1-2415 (804 amino acids)
Biological process (GO): oligosaccharide catabolic process; ganglioside catabolic process
Cellular component (GO): cytoplasm; intracellular membrane-bounded organelle; membrane
Molecular function (GO): exo-alpha-sialidase activity
Source: RefSeq, a predicted model, not a curated record